UUUGUUUGGGACCAUAACAGAAAAUUCAGUGACGCUUCUCCGAAACUUCCUCGAUUCCGUAUUAUUUUCACCUUUUCCUUUUGCUCCUUCUACCUUUUCCUUCUAUUUUCGUCACAUCCUGUUUGGCUGCUUACAAAACCAACCAACAAUCACACCAACUCAACUGUACUACAUUUUUUCGCUUUUCAUUACUAUUAUUUUUCAGUCAAAUUUAUAACUUAAAACCUACACACAACAUUUUUGCUAGCUUUUGGAACCAAACAAACAAGGAAUUAGCAGAAUGCACGGAAGGUACGUUGAUCAUCAUGUAGCUAGGGCGGAGAAGAGAAGUUUGGAUUCCACUUCUGCUGAAGAUGGUCAGCCUGAUCGGAAACGACCUGCUUUGGCUAGUGUGAUUGUUGAAGCCUUGAAGGUGGAUAGUAUGCAGAAACUGUGUUCAUCACUGGAGCCUAUUCUACGCAGAGUUGUUAGUGAAGAAGUGGAGCGUGCUUUGGCAAAACUAGGUCCCACCAAGCUUAAUGGGAGGUCUUCUCCAAAACGCAUAGAAGGCCCUGAUGACAAUAAUUUACAAUUGCACUUCAAGACCAGACUAUCCCUUCCCCUUUUUACUGGCGGGAAAGUAGAGGGUGAGCAAGGGGCAGCCAUACAUAUUGUUUUGGUUGAUGCAAACACAGGCCAUAUUGUCACGUCAGGCCCAGAGUCAUGUGCCAAACUAGAUGUAUUUGUUCUUGAGGGGGAUUUCAAUAAUGAGGACGAUGAAAAUUGGAGUGAAGAAGAGUUUGAGAGUCAUAUUGUGAAAGAACGUGAAGGAAAAAGGCCUCUUCUGUCUGGCGAUCUGCAAGUCAUAUUAAAGGAUGGUGUAGGAACACUGGGGGAGAUCUCAUUUACUGACAACUCUAGUUGGAUAAGGAGUAGGAAGUUCAGAUUGGGGCUGAAAGUUUCCUCAGGUUUUUGUGAUGGAAUGCGUAUUCGUGAAGCCAAAUCAGAAGCUUUCACUGUUAAGGAUCAUCGUGGAGAACUAUACAAGAAACACUACCCACCGGCCUUGCAUGAUGAGGUUUGGAGACUGGAGAAGAUUGGUAAGGAUGGUUCCUUUCACAAAAGGCUAAAUAAAGCAGGAGUAUUUAAUGUUGAAGACUUCCUAAGACUUGUUAUCAGAGACCCUCAGAGAUUGCGUAAUAUUCUUGGGAGCGGCAUGUCAAAUAAGAUGUGGGAUAUCCUUGUUGAGCAUGCGAAGACUUGUGUUCUCAGUGGAAAACUUUAUGUAUAUUAUCCGGAGGAUGCAAGAAACGUGGGUGUUGUUUUCAAUCACAUUUAUGAAUUGAGUGGCUUAAUUGCCAACGACCAGUAUCACACAGCUGAUUCUCUCUCUGAGAGUCAAAAGGUUUAUGUAGACACGUUGGUGAAGAAAGCAUAUGAUAAUUGGAUGCACGUUAUUGAAUAUGAUGGGAAGUCUCUGCUAAAUUACAAUCAGGAUAAAAAUUUGGAACCUGCUCAUCCUCAGGCUCUCAUGGGUUCCCAUGAGUAUUCAAACUUAAUACAGCAGACUUCUAUCCAUAGUUUGCCACAUCCGGUAAAUACAGGCCAACCUUCAAUGGAUACAGGAGCAACAGUUGGAGGUUAUCAUGAUGGCACAACUACCAGCUUCUCCAUGCAAUCACAGAAUACUAAUCUUAAUUCUUCUAUCCAAUUUGAUGAUAACGCAUUUUCACUACAAAGCCAGCUGAUGAGUGUUCCCCACCAAGCUCAACUUCAAAGAAGUGAAAAUGGAAUGAUGCUUGGUAUGCCACAAACAGUCACACACGGGUUCCAGACUGCCAGCAUUUCGAAUUCUACUUACAGAGUUGAAGAUUUCUUCCCAGAGGAAGAAAUACGUAUUAGAAGUCAUGAGAUGCUAGAAAAUGAAGAUAUGCAGCAGUUGCUCCGUAUGUUUAACAUGGGUAGCCAUGCACAUGCUUCUUUCAAUGCCCACGAAGAUGGGUACCCUAAUCCAUCUGCAUACAUGCCUGCAAAUAACAUGAGCUACAAUUUUGACGACGAGCCAAAAAGUUCCUCAGGCAAAGCUGUUGUGGGCUGGCUCAAGCUUAAGGCAGCUUUGAGAUGGGGUAUUUUUGUUAGGAAGAAGGCUGCUGACAGACGGGCUCAACUCAUUGAAUUAGAUGACUCUUAAAGAUCCUAGAGGAAUUGCUAAUCUGUUAUGAUCUGUAACGGUUGAAAGAUCAAGGAAUACUUGGACUAUCAAAGAACAGGAAAUUUGAGGAGUAAGCAGUUCACUAAGCGAGUCAUGGCAAAUCAAGUCAGCGAAUGGAAGGGAAAAGGGGUAAGCAUCACCACUAAGCAUUCCAUGGCAAAUCAAGUCAGCAAAUGAAAGGAAAACAGGGCACGCUUAUUCGUUAAACAAGCUAUAAGUGAAGUCAAAGCGAAGCUAUUAUGAGAAAAGUUUAUUUAUUGGGAGAAAAGAUUACUCCGUUUUUUGUCCAUAACUCAAGAGAACCAGUUUGUUUAUUUAUGGUUAUAAAAAGAAAAUGAGUUUCCAUACCAGUCUCCCAAAUUAUCCAAUAUCAGCCAAAAUGCCCUCGCUGAUUUUCUGCCUAACAGCUCUGUGGUGCAGAUGUGUAAGUUAAGUGACAUUGUAGUUUGUCUAUGUGGAUGCCACAGUAAAAAUAUAUUUGAAACCGAAUGGCUAUAUAUUUUUAAGGAUUUAGGAGGAAAUUUGGGUGGUGCAAU
Medicago truncatula (barrel medic) is the source of this 2727-nucleotide messenger RNA. RefSeq names its product calmodulin-binding protein 60 D. Bases 281 to 2170 code for a protein of 629 amino acids. NCBI's taxonomy places the organism in Eukaryota, Viridiplantae, Streptophyta, Magnoliopsida, Fabales, Fabaceae. The transcript has 9 exons. Gene Ontology annotation, molecular function: calmodulin binding; sequence-specific DNA binding; DNA-binding transcription factor activity. Gene Ontology annotation, cellular component: nucleus. The record is from RefSeq and is a predicted model, not a curated record. Gene Ontology annotation, biological process: regulation of salicylic acid biosynthetic process.